AUGGCGUCGCGCGGCCGCUGUCCGAGUCUGAGCAGGUUACUGCUGGCUGCCAAGCAUGUCAAACUCCAAUCUAGACUGUGUGCGCUGCAGGGAAGAGCGCAGUAUUCCACUGUGUACAACCCAAAUGAGGAGACCUUUGAAAAGAUCUUGGUGGCUAACAGAGGAGAGAUUGCUUGUAGGGUGAUGAAGACCUGUAAGAAGAUGGGAAUCCAGACAGUAGCAGUUCACAGUGAUGUUGACGCCAGUGCUGUCCAUGUGAAGAUGGCGGAUGAGGCCAUAUGCGUUGGACCUGCGCCUACAAAUAAAAGCUAUCUCAACAUGGAUGCUAUCAUGGAGGCUAUCAGAUCUACUGGAGCACAGGCAGUUCAUCCUGGAUAUGGAUUUCUCUCUGAAAACAAAGAGUUUGCGAAAAGACUUGCAGCGGAGGGCGUUGCAUUUAUUGGACCAGACACACAUGCCAUUCAAGCGAUGGGAGAUAAAAUAGAAAGCAAACUGAUUGCGAAGGCGGCCAAGGUGAACACUAUUCCAGGCUUUGAUGGAGUUGUCCAGAAUGCAGAGGAUGCCGUGAAAAUUGCUCAGAGUAUUGGUUACCCAGUGAUGAUAAAGGCAUCAGCCGGGGGAGGUGGCAAAGGGAUGAGAAUUGCCUGGAACGACGAGGAGACCAGAGAAGGCUUCCGCUUCUCAUCUCAGGAGGCUGCAUCCAGCUUCGGUGACGACAGGCUCCUGAUUGAGAAGUACAUUGACAACCCUCGGCACAUAGAAAUACAGGUUUUGGCAGAUAAACACGGCAACGCUCUGUGGCUGAACGAGCGAGAGUGCUCAAUUCAGAGGAGGAACCAGAAAGUAGUAGAAGAAGCCCCCAGCACGUUUCUGGAUCCUGUGACGCGGAAGGCGAUGGGCGAGCAGGCGGUGCAGUUGGCUAAAGCCGUGCAGUACUCCUCCGCCGGGACUGUGGAGUUCCUCGUGGACUCAAGCAAAAACUUCUACUUCUUAGAGAUGAACACUCGUCUACAGGUGGAGCACCCCAUCACAGAGUGCAUCACGGGCCUGGACCUGGUGGAGCAGAUGAUCCGUGUAGCCAAAGGUUUCCAGCUCCUGCACAAACAAGAAGACAUUCCUAUUAACGGAUGGGCCAUUGAGAGUCGCGUUUAUGCGGAGGAUCCAUACAAGUCUUUUGGUUUGCCAUCGAUCGGGCGCUUGUCUCAAUACCAGGAGCCACUCAACAUUAGCAAUGUGCGAGUUGACAGUGGCAUUCAGGAAGGCAGUGACAUCAGCAUCUACUAUGACCCAAUGAUUUCUAAGCUUGUGACGUACGGUGCGACCCGAGCAGAAGCCCUGGCAAAGAUGGAGGAUGCUCUGGACAACUAUGUGAUCAGAGGAGUGACCCACAACAUUCCCCUCCUGCGGGAGAUCAUCACUCACCCUCGCUUCAUCUCUGGAGACAUCAGCACCGGUUUCCUUCCUGAGGUUUACCCCGAUGGAUUUAAGGGCCACCAGCUCAACAGAGCGUGUUGCCACGAGCUGUUGGCUUCUGCCGCAGCGCUGUUUGUGACUGCAGAGCUCCGGUCGCACAAAGUGGUCGGGCCACAGAGAGUGGCCUGCAGCCCGGUGGAGAGCAGUAGCUGGCAGCUGUUUGUGGAGCUGGAAAAACAACUUCAUGAAGUCAGCGUCACCAAAGCCGGAAACACUUACACUGUUGUUGUGAAUGAAGACACGGUUGAAGUGAAUGGAGAGUGGAACCUGGCCUCUCCUCUGCUGCCCCUGACCAUCAACAACACUCCCAGAAUGCUGCAGUGUCUCUCUCGUGCAGCUUCAGGAGAAAUGUGUCUCCAAUUCCUCGGCACAUCGUUCAAACUUCGGGUCCUGACCAAGCUGGCUGCAGAGCUGAACGCCUACAUGCCUGAAAAAGUCCCAGAAGACACCACCAGUAUCCUGCGCUCCCCAAUGCCAGGGUCCAUUAUUGCAGUGUCUGUCAAAGUCGGAGACACGGUCGCAGAAGGUCAGGAAAUCUGCGUUAUUGAAGCUAUGAAGAUGCAGAACAGUUUAACAGCGGUCAAGCAAGCAAAGGUCAAAAGUGUCCACUGUAAAGCCGGAGAGACUGUCGGGGAGGGAGACCUGUUGGUGGAGCUGGAGUAG
This is a messenger RNA of Knipowitschia caucasica, 2136 nucleotides long. The record is from the annotation of a GenBank genome assembly. NCBI's taxonomy places the organism in Eukaryota, Metazoa, Chordata, Actinopteri, Gobiiformes, Gobiidae.